UACAAGUACCAAUGUUCAUGUGAGAGAAGAAAAGAAAUUAUAUUCUGGAAAUCUAUUAGAAUUACACAAACAAAAUAACGAUUCGGUUUUCUCAAAAAAUAAAGGAUACGAGUCUGAUCCUGGUGAUCAUGAGAGAAAAAAAUAUCAGAAAAACUCACCACAGAAGAAGCAAUGCAUUGGGGAUGAACCUGACUCGUCUCUUUCAUAUACUGAAAUUGUGUCCAACUGUCCAGCAAUGAUCAAUGAUGUUAAAGGACUAAAAUUGGGACCAUUACCUCGAAAAGAGUCCAGAUGGCUCGUAAACAACAUAGAUGCUUCUGAAAAAUGGCAUUUAUUCAAGGAAAAAUUGUUGGAAUUGGCAAAUAAAGAAGGCCUUUUUGUGGAAAGCCACAUACAGCAAAUAUUGUCCUUAUCACACAUUCUUUUAUUGAAGCCCAAACAACAUUGCCUGUUAAUAGUGGAGGUUUUUGGUGAUGAAUUAUUAGAAAUGACACACAAGGAUAUCAUACAGAGAUUUACCAAACAAGAGACAGAGUUUGAUGAUGAAAUAUUGAUGAAGCUUAUUCGAAUUGUCAAGCACCUGCAAUGGGAGGAGAUCACAAGAGACAAUGCAGUUUCAGAGCUACAAAUUCUUGCAGUUGGUCAUUCUUAUGAAGAAUGUGUCAACUUUUAUAACAUGAAUUGUAUGCUUGGAUUUCAGGUUGUUGGGCAUCAUAUCUCAUUCUAUCUCACCACUCUUUUGUGUGACACCUUAUAUGUUACAGUGGAAGUUGGUCAUGUUGAUGUGCCUAUGUCACUUGAACAG
This is a messenger RNA of Entrophospora candida, 805 nucleotides long. The record is from the annotation of a GenBank genome assembly. NCBI's taxonomy places the organism in Eukaryota, Fungi, Glomeromycota, Glomeromycetes, Entrophosporales, Entrophosporaceae.